AUGGCAGAAUUUGGUCUAUUAGUAUUCUGCUACGGGAAUAAAUGCCCAAUUUUGAGAUCUAUUGAGGACUCAUCUAGUAGCCUUCCUGGUGCUGUUCGUAAGACGAAUUCUAAGUCAUAUAUAUCUUUUGCUGAAGAGGCUGCAAAUUACAUGGAUAUCGAGUUUGCUGGAUUUAACUGUCAAUGUGUUGCUAAUAUGAUCAAGGGAAAGACACCCAAGGAGAUAAGAAAGCAAUUCAACAUCAAGAAUGAUUUCUCACCUGAAGAAGAGGAGGAAUUUCAGUGGGCUUUCGUGUAA
Chenopodium quinoa (quinoa) is the source of this 297-nucleotide messenger RNA. RefSeq names its product SKP1-like protein 1B. Gene Ontology annotation, molecular function: cullin family protein binding. The coding region runs from base 1 to 297 and encodes 98 amino acids. The transcript is spliced from 3 exons. The record is from RefSeq and is a predicted model, not a curated record. NCBI's taxonomy places the organism in Eukaryota, Viridiplantae, Streptophyta, Magnoliopsida, Caryophyllales, Amaranthaceae. Gene Ontology annotation, cellular component: nucleus; cytoplasm. Gene Ontology annotation, biological process: SCF-dependent proteasomal ubiquitin-dependent protein catabolic process.